Messenger RNA from Aspergillus heteromorphus CBS 117.55, 1045 nucleotides. Its product is annotated as Bax Inhibitor family protein. Bases 35 to 1045 code for a protein of 336 amino acids. The transcript has 2 exons. Gene Ontology annotation, cellular component: mitochondrial inner membrane. The record is from RefSeq and is a predicted model, not a curated record. Lineage: Eukaryota; Fungi; Ascomycota; Eurotiomycetes; Eurotiales; Aspergillaceae.
UCUCCAUCGACAUCAUCGUCACCACCCCCCCAACAUGGCGUUCUUCCUACGACGCCCCUUCGCCGUCUCAACGGCGCUGCGGCAGAUCUCCAAACCCGCCAACAGCGCUCGUUUCAUCCACAACACUCAUUUCAAGCCUCCCACCACCACCACCACCACCACCGGCCCCGUCUCCAUCCUCGCAAAGUCCCGUCAGACCUUCCAAAAUGCCUUCCGUCGCACCUACAUGCAGCCUUCCUACUCUUCUCAGGGUGGCAACGCUACCCAGAAGCUUCUCUACGGCGCCGCCAUUGUCGGCGGUACCAUCCUGGCCACCAACAUGAUCUUCAACCGCGAGACGAGAGAGGACGGCGGCAUGCCUCACUAUGAGCGCAGCUACCUGAACGAGACCUUUAUGCACACCGGACUGGGCGUGGGUAUCAUCGCUAUUGCUGCGCGGGCUUUGCACACCAGUGGAUGGUCGUACCGUUUGAUGGCUUCCAGCCCCUGGGCUGUGAUCGGUCUGGGUCUGGUUGCCAGCGUCGGAACGAUGUACGGCACCCUGUACACUUCGCCUGACAACUACCUGAUGAAGUACGGUCUCUGGACAGCUUUCAACGUCACCCAGGCCGCGCUCCUGUCUCCUCUGAUGUUCAUGUCCCCUGCUCUCCUCGCCCGCGCUGGUCUCUACACCGUCGGAUUGAUGGGCUCGAUUGCUUUCGUCGGCGCCACCGCCAAGCAGGACAAGUACCUCUACCUGGGUGGUCCCCUGCUCGCGGGUGUGACCAUUGUCGCUCUGUCCGGUCUCGCUCCCCUGGUCCUCCCCGUCACCGCCACCCGCACCCUGAUGUGGUCUGAGAAGCUCUGGCUGUACGGCGGUCUCGCCGUCUUCGGUGGAUUCACUCUCUACGACGUCCAGAAGAUCCUGCACCACGCUCGCAUGGCUCAGAGAGGCCUGAUCAACAAGGACAUCGUCAACGAGAGCAUCAGCCUCGAGCUGGACUUCAUCAACAUCUUCGUCCGUAUGGUCCAGAUCCUGGGCAUGCGCAGCUCCAACCGCAAGUAA